GGAGACGAAAUAAAAAUGAAUAACGCAGGUAAGAACGAAAUAAAACAACAGUUCUUACAUUUUGGCGAUCAAAACAACAACAGAAACAGACUCCUCCCUCUCCUCCCACCUGUAACAACAGUAAAACCCACCACCCCAAAAAUGCAAAAACCACGACAAACUCAAACAUCAGCGCCACCGUCAAUAACACCGUCCACCACCACCUCUAAAACCUUCAAAUCAAUGGACGCCAAACAAAUUAUAGACGUCCUCCCUUCUUACAUCUCGCUCUACAAGAAUUCAUCUUUUACCAGCCCAAAUCCGAGCCCGAACUCAGAAAGGUCCGCAAUUCUGAAAUGGUUCGCCACCCUCUCUACUCCCCAGAGGCUGGCCCACCUCACCAUGGUGGACCCCACUUUCAGCCAGCUCCUCCUCCGCAUGCUCUCCUCCCUCCGUCUAUCUCCUCAUAUGACCUUCUUCCUCCUGCCGGACCUCCCCUCCGCCGAUUCUCUCCCCACCUUGUGCACUCGCCGAUCCCGCGGCCUACUCGCUCGACUUGCUGACUCGAACGAGUCGGCCCGCCUCCUUCGAUCCUCUCUCCUCCUCUUCUCCUCCUCCGAGUCUCUCAGCUCCUCUUCUAAAGCGGAAAACCUCGAUACAGUGACGUUUCGCGAGGGGUUCGUCUCCGAUUUCCCCCGCUUCGUCGAGACGAUGGACCGAGUUUCUGACUCGGGGUUCUUAACCGGGUCAACUCAGGACUGGGCCGAACUGGGGAACGAGUGGCCCGAGUUGGGGUGGUUGAAGGCGAAAGGGUAUUACAGCCUCCAGGCAUUCGUGGCCAACCGAGUGGAGGUGGCGUUGCGGCUGGCGUGGGUGAAUGGUAAUGGUGGAAAGAAGAGAGGGGUGAAGUUGAAAGAGAAAGCAAGUAAUGCAGUUGGGUUGGGGGCAAAUGUGUAUUGGAGGAAGAAAGGGUGUGUUGAUUGGUGGGAUAAGUUGGAUGAUGGGAUGAAAAGGAAGAUGUUUCGGAUGGUUUUAGGGAAAGCAGCAAAAUCUAUGACCGGUGAAAUCUUAAAAGGCGCUGAUGGGAUCACGAAGGAUGGAUUGUGGAAUUUCGGUUUAGCAGAGGAGCAGUCUUUGAGAUACAUAGAUCAUACUGCAUCCACUGCAGAACAUUUACAAAGACGAACAGAAUUAGGCUUGACAUCCAAUCCGGUUUCUUCUUCUUCCAAGCCACCUACCACAUUAAUGUGUGCCGUUAACAGACUGUUUGUACUUCAGGUUAUUAUUGAAAUGGCACUAACUUGCCCCCAAGAUGACUUCAAUAAGGAGAAGAUGUUUUUCAGCUCUUUGGAUUCUGUAAAUUCAAUUGCAGAUGGCAUAUUAAGGAAAUUGAGAGGAUUGCUUAUGGUUGUUUCACUUGAUUAUACUAAAUUUGAACUGAUGAAUGAGGAAAACCAUAAUAUUGUGGCAAACAAAUCAAAGGAGAAGCAGCCUGCAAUUCAACGUAAGAAGGGGAAGAAUCGUAAUGCCAAAAAGGUUAAUCCAUCUUUGAAGAAUUGCAAUAAUGACUUUGUUCUGGACAAAAAUCUCAAGGAAAAGAGCCAAAGGUCAACUCCGGAGAGGUCACUAACUUCUCCUGCGAAGAAGGGAAAACAAAAUAAAAAGAAGUUGCGUGGGAAGUCUGAUGCUUCGAGUAAAUUCCACAACACUUCCGCUGGUACACAGACUGCUUUCUCUUCCUGUAUCAGCACUCAAUGUGGGGAGGAGCAUAUUUCAACAGACCAUUCCUCUGCUGGUAUGAAAAAGUUUCCAAAUGACACUUGUUUAAGUUGUCGGAAUAUUCAGCAGAAGUCAACUCCUUGCGACUGUAAAAUUCGUUGUACAGUGGACGAUUUGUGUAGUUCUGAGCGAGGUGACAUGACAUCUUUUGUGGAAGGCAGACAUAGUCCCAGGAUGGACCGUCACUUGUUUUCGAGCAAGCAGAAGAAUACUGUAGUUUCUAACUUAGUAAUGGUGAAUCGUUCUGCAGAUUCUGAUACAUGUCCUGUUACAGUGACUACAGAGGACUUGCAAAGUGUUCACGAAGCUAAUUCUGAUGGAUACCCUGCCAUAGUGGCUGUAACAGAGUUUCAGAGUGCUCAAAAAAAUGACAAUUGUCAUGAGGACCUUGCUUCCAAUGGCACAGUUCCCAGAUCAUUGAACAAGAUAACCGUGGAAGACAAAAGCAAAACAAUCCUGAUCCGUGAACAAGAUAACCAGAGUAGAUAUAAUGGCGAAGCUGUAGUUGCUGCUUAUUAUCCCUCAUAUGAGUGGCCUACUGUGGCCCCUAAUCGUUUUGCAGGCUUCAAUUCACAACAUAUACCACCAGCUACAGACAGACUGCAUUUGGAGGUUGGCCAUAAUUGGCAAAAUCACUUUCAGCAUUCCUUCAUACAACAGAUGCAUCAGACAAGUUCCAAUAUUGGAGGACAGAUGGGAAGGAUUAUGCCACAACCAUUACCAGCAAGUUUAGAUUGGUCCCCUGUUGUACAGACAUGUAACUAUGAUUCUCCAUUUAUUUCAAGGCGUCAAGCUGGAAAACAACAAAGCUUUACCGCCCAAAGUCCCCAUAAAGGUACUUUAAGUAGUGAAGAAGAAAGAAAAUACUUUGCAGAUUAUUUUGACUUCUCUGAACCGUCAAGCGCACAAGAAUUAGCUGAUGAAUACGAUAGCCAUUGGGUAUCAGAAGAAGAAUAUGAAGUCCAUGCUGUCCCUGGCAAAGACUAUAACCAAUUCUUUGGCAACGGUGUCAUGUAUUGGAAUCCUUCUGAUUAUCGAGGUGCUAGUUUCUCUCGCCCUCCUUCACUUAGUUCGGAUGAUAGUUCAUGGGCUUGGCGUGAAGCUGACAUGAAUAGGACUGUUGAUGACAUGGUUGCAUUUUCAUCAUCUUAUAGUACAAAUGGAAUAAACUCCCCAUCUGCUGCUCCCUUUUGUUCCCCUUUCGAGCCUUUGCCUCCCGGGCACCAAACAAUUGGUUAUGUCAGGUCUGGAAAUGAAGGUAAACUGGUCCAUAGUUCUUCAACAAUGGCAGACUUGGAGUUGGAAGAUAAAGUUCCUGUAUCUUUGGCUGGUAUACCCAGUGAUUGUGAUGCCAAAUCUGGAGAUUCGCUUCCUUACCCGAUUCUUCGGCCUAUUAUAAUUCCAAGUAUGUCAAGGGAAAGGUCAAGAUCUGAGUUCAAGUGUAAUCACGAACUAAGAAGUCCUCGUGUUCCUCCAAAUAGGCGCGAACAUCCUCGAAUUAAGCGCCCACCUUCACCUGUAGUGCUUUGUGUUCCACGUGCUCCCCGUCCUCCUCCACCUUCUCCUGUUGGAGACUCCAGAAAACAUAGAGGCUUUCCUACUGUUAGGUCUGGUAGCUCCAGCCCAAGGCACUUGGGUGUAAGAGGGUGGUUUCAUGAUGGAGCUAGCGUUGAAGAAGCUUGUUUACGUGUUGAUGGUGCUGAAGUCGUAUGGCCGUCUUGGAAAAGUAAAAACUUUUCUGCUCGGAAGAUGGUACAGCCCUUGCCGGGAGCAAUAUUGCAGGAUCGCUUAAUAGCAAUCUCCCAGUUAACACAUGAUCAGGAACAUCCUGAUGUUGCCCUUCCCCUGCAACCACCUGAGUUGGUAAAUUGCUCAAAACAGAAGGUAUCUCUCCCUUUGAUGCACAAUCUUCUUCAUGAGGAAAUUGACUCCUUUUGUAAGCAGAAGGCAAAGCUGCAUAUAAAUGUUUUUUCUCCAUAUUCGAAUGAUCAUAAGGUUGCUGCUGGGAAUUUACUUAGAAGGCCUUAUGUUAAUUGGGCGGUAAAGCGGGUCACACGUUCGCUCCAAGUGCUUUGGCCUCGUUCCAGGACCAAUAUCUUUGGCUCCAAUGCCACUGGCUUGUCCCUUCCAACAAGUGAUGUGGAUCUUGUGGUUUGUCUACCUCCAGUGAGGAACUUGGAGCCUAUCAAAGAAGCUGGCAUCUUAGAGGGUCGUAAUAGCAUAAAGGAAACAUGUUUACAGCAUGCUGCUAGGUACCUGGGAAAUCAGGAAUGGGUAAAAGCAGAUUCUUUGAAAACUGUGGAGAAUACAGCGAUCCCCAUUAUCAUGCUUGUGGUGGAUGUUCCACAUGAUAUUGUGACUGCUGCUGCGCCUAGUGUGCACAUUCCUUUAAGGGAACAGAAUAAGCUGAAUGAUGGUCAAGUUGCUGAUCAGAAUGAUACUAAUCGGUCAGACAGUACUCCUCAACCGAAACGGUCAGAAGCUACCAGCUGUGACAAAGAUUCUACAUCAGUUCGUCUUGACAUUAGUUUCAAGUCACCCUCGCAUACAGGGUUGCAAACAAGUGAAUUGGUUAAACAGCUUACAGACCAGUUUCCUGCAACCAUUCCCCUGGCUUUGGUGCUUAAGCAGUUUUUAGCAGAUCGCAGCCUUGAUCAAUCGUACUCAGGGGGCUUGAGUUCGUACUGUUUGGUUUUGCUGAUAACACGUUUUCUUCAGCAUGAACAUCAUCAUGGCCGGCCUAUUAAUCAAAACCUUGGGAGUCUUUUCAUGGAUUUCCUUUACUUCUUUGGAAAUGUGUUUGAUCCUCGACAAAUGCGUGUCUCAAUACAAGGGAGUGGGUUGUACAUAAAAAGAGAAAGAGGAUGCAGCAUUGAUCCAAUAUAUAUUGAUGAUCCUCUCUUUCCGACAAAUAACGUGGGGAAGAAUUGCUUUCGGAUUCAUCAGUGUAUCAAGGCAUUUGCAGAUGCUUAUGGUACUUUGGAAAAUGAGUUAACCUGCCUUUCAGCUGAGGGUGAUGCAAACAUGACACAGCAGUACCGACUGCUUCCAAAGGUCAUCCCAAGUAUAAGUCCUCCAUAGGGGUUCCAUCUCAUAGGUUUCAAUGGCUCUUGUGGCUCACACUUCUACUCCUUCAGUUCUCCUAUUUCCCUCCAGUGCUUGUUUGAGUGUUUUGCUUUAUAACCUGGAAAGACAUACAUGUACUGGAGUUAGCUGAACCAGACCCGAGAUGUCUCGAGGCAAGGUUGUCUACAAUUAUGCAACUGGUAUCGCCUGAUUGGAACUGGUAUAUACAAACUUGACCAGAUAUCAAACAGAUGCUUGGUCAUUCAAUGUACUCGAAUGGUACUGCAAAACGCUAGCACACAUGCUUUGUUCUCAGUGGCCAGUUGCAGGUUAGAAGCCAACAUUUCUCCAGACUUUUUCAACUUCUGCAGGCCACUUCCCAGUUCCCACCUUGAUCUUUUUAACUUUAUACUCCGUAUGAAAUUCUCCAGGAAAAGAAGUCAAUUAAAAUUUAGGCAAGUUUGUCUGGAAAAGACCUUUUAAAACAAAAAAAUUCACUCUCUCUCUCUGAGUUCAUCUUCUACUCUUUAUCAUUGGAUUUUCGGGAAAUGAGUCCUAUUUUGUUGGAAAUGUUGAUGAAGUGUCACAGAAGCUGGUCAGUUGAUUUCAGUGAAGGCUGGCUAUGAGAUUUCAAGAAGUUGGAGAAGUCAUUAGUCGACAUGCUUCUAUGUCAAGUUUCUCCAUGGAAAUAGAGUGGUUGACCUCCACAAUUGAAACAAUGAUCAAAUCAGGGGUGGGGCCGUGGGGCACGAAUAAUGUAGCCUGAUGGUCACUGCAGAUGGGGAAGCGCGGUGCUAAGUUUGAGCAUACUCUGCAAAUGGGUUGACAUCAACCAUACUUGUAGGGGUGCAAAUUGGUGGAUUAGGGACUGUUAGACGCAUUCAAAGUCGCACUAGGAAGAGUGAUUGCCCUCACUUGUGGUAUCAGUUGUGACCUUUUAUCUCUCUCAUCUUAAGCAAUAAACUUGUGAUUUCUUUCCUUUGUAAUUCUUUCGGCUUGGUAUUUUCAAUGGGGGUAUAGUUUGGAGAAUUCUUAAUGAUAUUGUAAUUGGUAUGGUGUAACAUAUUGUAAAUUACUUGUGAAUUUGUUAUUUUGGUAAUAUUGUAUAACCAUUUAUUGACAGCUUUAAUUAUUCUCAUCUUAUUGUAAUAGAUCGUCAUAUUCCUCA
Molecule: messenger RNA, 5992 nt
Organism: Spinacia oleracea (spinach)
Lineage: Eukaryota; Viridiplantae; Streptophyta; Magnoliopsida; Caryophyllales; Amaranthaceae
Exons: 22
Coding region: 16-4839 (1607 amino acids)
Biological process (GO): polyadenylation-dependent ncRNA catabolic process; RNA 3'-end processing
Cellular component (GO): TRAMP complex; nucleolus
Molecular function (GO): poly(A) RNA polymerase activity; mRNA binding
Source: RefSeq, a predicted model, not a curated record